Pleuronectes platessa (European plaice) is the source of this 1448-nucleotide messenger RNA. It is a transcript of the gene cep44, whose product is annotated as centrosomal protein 44. Lineage: Eukaryota; Metazoa; Chordata; Actinopteri; Pleuronectiformes; Pleuronectidae. Gene Ontology annotation, cellular component: spindle pole; centrosome. The transcript is spliced from 11 exons. The record is from RefSeq and is a predicted model, not a curated record. The coding region runs from base 132 to 1220 and encodes 362 amino acids.
UCCCCCGGCAGAAAGAAAAGGAGCCACGAAAAGUAUCGAUGUCGGGGCAGACAACGCGUAUUGUGUGUUAAUAUUUCUGUGAAACAAGCGGUUAUUGAGGAGGCUGCCUCUAUAACAGAUCCAAGUUAAAGAUGCUGUCUACUGGAGAUGUCCAAGGUUGUCUUCAUAAACUGGAAAGUCUUCUGCGGGUGAUAAGGUAUCCAGGAUAUGUGGACUAUAAUGGUCUGUCAAAAGGAGAUCCAUCAGCUUUUCUUCCAAUAGUGAGCUUUACCCUGACAUCCUUCUCUCCACCUCUUGCUGAGCAACUAUUGUCAACUGGACUGGAGCUCACUGGCAAAACGGACCUCCGAUUCACGGACAAGCUUUACAAGGUACUAAGAGAUAUAUUCCACUAUAAGCCCAUACUAACCAAGCAGCAGUUCCUCCAGUGGGGUUUCUCUCAAAGGAAAAUCUCUGUCAUCUGUGACGUCAUUAACUUGGUACUAGAGAAACAUAACCAACUGAAAAAGGACCGGAGCGAGGCUGACGCAGCCACACAUACAAAUGGACGACACUGCAGGGAUCCAGGCGAGCUGAAUUUUCGGCCCAGAGGCAGAUGUCCAGGCCCACACAAGGAUCAUAGAGGAGAGGCCCAUCCAAAGCUGACUGAUGUAGGCAGUGUGUCCGGGUCAUUUGGUAUGACUCUAAUAGAAAAUCCUUCCACUUUUCCCACAAACUCCUCCAAUAAAGUAACCUCCAUCUCUAAGCAUAAUGAAGUCUACUCCAUCACUUCUCCUGAAAAUGGAAUCCCAGAGCUGGUGGAAGGGAAAGAUGACAAGGAUAUCAUGUUGCACUUGUCUGAAGUGGAUAGACGGCUCUUGGCAAUGGAAACUCAGCUAAAAAAUACUCUGUCUGGACUAGACAGGCUCGAGGUCCUGGAGAAACGCCUGGAGGAACUUGAGAGAGGGAGAAAGAGAGACAAGACGGGAGAAGAAUUCCUCACCAUAAGUAGCACCAGCUGGGAAAAUCUGAUGAGCAGAGUCCUAUUAUUGGAAACUAAACUGGAACUGAGCAAUCCACAGUUAAAUGCUGCCCAACCAUGUCCAUCCUCCAGCACCUCCAACUCCACGCCAGAUUCUUCAAAGGAGGUCCUCACAAACAGGCUAGAGAGCAUCACCAACAUGCUAAAGACCACCUCCAAUUUGUUGAAGAACACUGAACCCUUCACAACAUCUUGCUAAUAAAUGAUAAAUGAUGCACACACACACACACACACACACACACACACACACACACACACACACACACAUCUUGCUUUGUUGCUUCUUUAAAAAGCUACUUGGAGUUUUUAGACAAGAUGAGAAAGUCCUGUAUGUAGUGAAAUGAUUUUUAGAAAGAUACUGUCACCAUAAAAAUGUAUUCAGGGAUGUAGGCCUCAGCCGAUAAGAUUUAAGUAGACGAUUUGUAAA